AUGAACGCGAGUGUCGGCUCGACGGGAAGGAGUGGUGUUUGGUACGAAAGCACUGAAAGCAUGAUGGAGAGCCGUGGACUGAACGCGCCGCAUCUCAACCUCUCGACCUCGCAAAAUCGAGGAAACCUUUAUGAUGGCAGGGUGCUUGAUGCAGAGCCAAUGAAUAUGCCUGAUUUCAACAUGCGACAAGUUUUUAUCCCUCGAAAUAUGUCUUCGAAAGGACCAAGUGGAAUUGGCAUUCGUUUCUUGAAAGAAGGAAACGAAGUUGGUCCAUAUACAGUCACAUACGUGGACCCGCAGGGAACUGCAUUUCAAAGUCAGAAAGUGAAGGUUGGAGAUCUCAUCCAUCAGGUCGAUGGGAUUCUCGUCUACGAUCUUAUGCCAGAUGAAGUGACGUCAAGAAUCUUGGGGCCGCCCGGAUCAUUUGUAUCUUUGACGAUAUCAGACCCGCCUGUCAUUCUUCCCUCCGUCUCUCCUCGAGACAUACAGACAAGGCUUAUCCCAUCCGAGCCCAAGUCGCAAGCUCCCUUGCUAGAUGUUGCGCUUUCACGUUGCCACAAAGAUGGAUGCUUCACUCCAAAAGUUGAGACGUUCCAAGCUUGGUACGAGGUCAAGCUGCUGGAAGCCUUCUACACUUGGAAUGGUGCAGCAUACAGGAUUGAAGAAAUGACAUGGCACACACCAAGUGAGCAUCAGAUCGACGGCAAGAGCUAUCCAGCUGAGCUGCAGCUGCUCUACAAGACUCUGGAGGGCAGUUAUGCGAUGCUCAUCGUCCUUGUUGUUAGCGGGUCGUCAACUCCCUCCUUCAUUCGAGAUGCUAUUCCCAAGUUCCCAAAGACACAAGCGGAUGGCCAGCGGACCAUCAACUUUACCGCUCAGGAUGUGCUGACACAAGUUGGUCUUUCUGUGAAUUCAACACUUCAGACCUACUCCUACGUAGGUAGCUUGACGCGUCCACCCUGUUCAGAGGGAGUGCGGGUGUUUGUACUUCAGAGUACGAUAACUAUGAGGCAAGACGAUGUCGAUCUAAUCCGAUCCAUUACGGGGUCCACUAGCCGUACGUUGCAAGCUCUCAACAGCAGGAUUGUGUACAAAUCCAGCUAG
Molecule: messenger RNA, 1104 nt
Organism: Guillardia theta CCMP2712
Lineage: Eukaryota; Cryptophyceae; Pyrenomonadales; Geminigeraceae
Exons: 9
Coding region: 1-1104 (367 amino acids)
Molecular function (GO): zinc ion binding; protein binding; carbonate dehydratase activity
Source: RefSeq, a predicted model, not a curated record